UCGUUGGAUCGCCAUUAAAGGUUUGGUCAAUGAACAACGUUGCUCGGCUCUUCACCUUCUCCUGCCGCGGUCUCCCCCUCAGCGAGACCAUACCGUUAAAGAAUCGCCAACAUGGACUAAAAAAAACAAGUAUGACGGCCUUUUCUCUCAUGGCAGGACGGCGGAGAAGUCAUUUAUCAGUUGACUGAGCAAAGGUGAGCAUAUUUAUUAUGCAUGUAUACUUCUCUUGUCAACUGCCUGGGUUGAUUGCUGCAGCUUACAUUCAGUGUCAAAGGAGCAAAGGUGAGCGUUGGCCAUGGCAGCUUUUUUGCUGCACUGCUUGAUCCUAACGGCGAUAACGACAUGGAAAGGUGUGUGCGUGACGCAUGCAAAGCAAACAAGAUGGCCUCUAUAUUCCCAGACGCCCGUUCUUCUUGUCUGGAAUGCCCCCACGCAGGACUGCGCCCCGCGCCACGGCGUCACUUUACCUUUGGAGCGGUUUCACAUUGUGGCCUCACCCAACGAGGGCUUCACCCGGCAAAAUCUCACUAUAUUUUACAAGGAGCGCCUCGGUUUGUACCCCUACUACGAACAGGACGAAACCGCAGUCAACGGGGGCCUCCCGCAGCUCGCCAGCAUCACCCAACACUACGAAAAGAUGCCGGAAGGCGUGCAGAAGUACAUACGUGAGCCUAAGGCCAAAGGUUUGGCUGUCAUCGACUGGGAGGAGUGGCGGCCAUUGUGGAUCAGGAAUUGGGAUUCUAAAGACAUCUAUCGCAGUCAGUCCCGGAAGAUGGUGCUGAAGAAGAACCCGACAUGGAGCCAGGAGCAAGUUGCAAAGGUGGCCCAGCAGGAGUUUGAGCUGUCUGCUCAGAAAUUCAUGCUGGAAACUCUGAAGCUGGCGAAGAACCUGAGGCCCAAUCAGCUGUGGGGCUUCUACCUGUUUCCGGAUUGCUACAACCACGACUACAGGAGUGGCCUGAAGAACUACACGGGCCGCUGCCCUGCACUGGAGAUGGCCCGCAACGACCAGCUCAACUGGUUGUGGAUGGAGUGCACGGCGCUCUUCCCGUCCAUCUACAUGGGAUCUGUGCUGAACUCCACUCAGCAUGGCCGCCUCUUUGUGCGCAACAGGGUGAAGGAGGCUACGCGCCUGGCGUCUGUUGGUGAUGGAUUAGCACGCCCUGUUUUUGUCUACACCCGACCCACGUACAUGAACCAGAUGACCCUCCUCACUGAGACUGAUCUGGUGUCCACCAUUGGUGAGAGCGUGGCACUGGGAGCGGCGGGCGUCAUCUUCUGGGGGGACUCCUCCUACUCGAGCAACAGCAGCUGCUCGGCCCUGAAAGUCUAUCUCGAGGGACCGCUGGGCCACUACCUGCUCAACGUGUCCACGGCGGCGGAGCAGUGCAGCCGGGCGCUGUGCCACCUCCACGGCCGCUGUUUGCGCAAGCGGGCGGACGACGACGCAUACCUCCACCUCAGCGCCUCUCAGCACACUAUCAGCCGCCAGGGCGGCCGCCUAAAGGCAAGUGGCGAGCUCGGCAAGGCCGAACUGGCGGUUUUGCGCAAACGUUUCCAGUGCCAGUGCUACAGCGGGUACCAGGGCGAGGCCUGUGCUCAGAAACAGACGGGGCAAAAUAGAGCUCCCUCUGUUCUAAUAACCUGGUCGCUUAGCUUCGUACUCCCGCUAGGACUCCUCAUGCUGCUACACUGAGGAAGUGCAGCAACCCAAAAUAAUCACCGCUCGUGCCAAGCAACAACCAGAACAACAAUAUUUGGAUUGUUGAGUGUAAAAUGAAAAUCCCUAAAGAUCAGUUCCUUGUUACUUACAGUAGUCAUAUUUUCCAAAUGUGCUCACGACAACAAACGAUGUAAGCCUGGCAAAAUGCUUCAGAAGAUCUUCCAAGAGCUGGAUCACACCCUGUGACAGAUUGUACGUUACAAAAAAUCCCUAAAAAACUCUUCAGUUCCCCAUGUUGUCUCCCUCCCCACAUCUACCAACCCGGAUGAGCGACCACACUUGCUUUAUAAGGGAACAAAAGAACAAUGUUUAUUAUAUUCUCUGUUUCUCCUUGCAUUUCUGAGGGCCUUAAAUGUGCAUAAAAGUGCUUAAGGCCUGGUGAAAAAUGUCACAUUUCAGCAGUUCUGUAGAAGAAAAAAAACUCAAAAUACAGUUAAUAUACACUAUAUUGACAAAAGUAUUUGGCCACCUGCCUUGACUCACAUAUGAAUUUGAAGUGCCAUCCCAUUGCUAACCCAUAGGGUUCAAUAUGAUGUGGGUCCACCUUUUGCAGCUAUUACAGCUUCAACUCUUCUGGGAAGGCUGUCCACAAGGUUGCGGAGUGUGUUUAUAGGAAUUUUCGACCAUUCUUCCAAAAGCGCAUUGGAGAGGUCACACACUUAUGUUGGUCGAGAUUGCCUAGCUCUUAGUCUCCGUUCUAAUUGAUCCCAAAGGUGAUCUAUCGGGUUCAGGUCAGGACUCUUUGCAGGCCAGUCAAGUUCAUUCACACCAGACUCUGUCAUCCAUGUCUUUAUGGACCUUGCUUUGUGCACUGGUGCAGAGUCAUAUUGGAAGAGGAAGGUGCCCGCUCCAAACUGUUCCCACAAGGUUGGGAGCAUGGAAUUGUCCAAAAUGUGUUGGUAUGCUGGAGCAUUCAAAGUUCCUUUCACUUGAACUAAUGGGCCAAGCCCAACUCCUGAAAAACAACCCCACGCCAUAAUUCCUCUUCCACCAAAUUUCACUCUCUGCACAAUGCAGUCCAAAAUGUACCGUUCUCCUGGCAACCUCCAAACCCAGACUGGUCCAUCAGAUUGCCAGAUGGAAAAGCGUGAUUCAUCACUCCAGAGAAGGCGUCUCCACUGCUCCAGAGUCCAGUGGCAACGUGCUUUACACCACUACAUCGCACGCUUUGCAUUGGACUUGGUGAUGUAUGGCUUAGAUACAGCUGCUCAGCCAUGGAAACCCAUUCCAUGAAGCUCUCUGCGUACUGUACGUGGGCUAAUUGGAAUGUCAUAUGAAGUUUGGAGCUCUGUAGCAACUGACUGUGCAGAAAGUCUCUUUGCACUAUGCGCUUCAGCAUCUGCUGACCCCUCUCUGUCAGUUUACGUGGCCUACCACUUGGUGGCCGACUUGCUGUUGUUCCCAAACUCUUCACUUUUCUUAUAAUAAAGCCGAAUGUUGACUUUGGAAUAUUUAGGAGCAAGGAAAUUUCACGACUGGAUUUGUUGCACAGGUGGCAUGCUAUGACAGUUCCACGCUGGAAAUCACUGAGCUCCUGAGAGCGUCCCAUUCUUUCACAAAUGUUUGUAGAAACAAUCUCCAUGCCUAAGUGCUUGAUUUUAUACGCUUGUGGCCGGGCCAAGUGAUUAGGACACCUGAUUCUCAUCAUUUGGAUGGGUGGCCAAAUACUUUUGGCAAUAUAGUGUACGUUAAAAAUCAGCCCCUGACAGUUGUUUCAUGGACCGUCACGAAAUCUGGUUCAGGAAUAGCUUCAAGAGCUCAUGUUUGUAGACAUACAGGAAGUUGGCCAUUUUUCGCCAAAAACUGUGGUUAUACUUCUCCCAAAUUAAUAUUACGGAUACAACACACACAAAUUGUGAAGUAUUUUGGGCUCUCCCAUGAGAUGUCAGAGGAGGCUUUGAUGCCUAGCUCAGCAAUACCAAACCUGAACAACUUUGCUUUCACAUGGUCAGACUUGAAUAGUAAUCAGGGUGUAUGAUGAAGAUGCCACCCUGACGACAUGAUGUCCCUUCCUUGAGUGAGUCCUGGCAGAAACCCUGAUUUGCGUAGCGAUGCCAGGGCCCGCUCAACUGUGCCUGCAGCUCUGCUGUUUUUUGUUUUAGUCAAAUUUCAUGCUGGAUACGUGAGUGGUAACAAAUGACCACACACCUCAUAGUUUUCAGGUUGUAUUACACAAACAGCAUUUCCACAUUCUAAACAAUACAAUACGAAAAGAUGAUCAAUUAUUACAAAUCAUCCAGCUGGCUAAGGAAUUUUAUUCAAGCUCAUCGUGUUGGUUUCAGCAUUUCAUUCCUCCUGAAAGAAACCAAAAUAGUUUAAGAGAUUAUUAUUGUAUUAUGUGCUCUUUAUUGUGAGCAAUUUUCCAAAACCUCAUGACUGAACCUGAAUGUUUACAGAUGUCAUAAUUGACAUCUUUCUAUUGCAGUCUUCAUCUCAGCAUCCUGCUGGUUAACAGUGGCAUGCAACGUGCAAGGAAAUGAUCGUCCUAUCCCUUCAUGUAGAGCUGUGAAAGUUGUAUGAGUAUGGAAAAAAAACAAACACUGAUGGAUAUUUAAGUUGCCGUCCUGUUUCCGGGGGGAAAAAACACCUUUCUCCAUAUUGAACUACCGUAAUUUCCGGACUAUAAGCCGCACCUGACUAUAAGCCGCACCAGCUAAAUUUAGGGGAAAAUACAGAUUGCUCCAUAUAUAAGCCGCACCCGACUAUAAGCCGCAGAGUUUUGAUGUGUAAUUAGCGUAGUAUAUAGUGUAAUUAGCGUAGUAUAUAGGGGUUCCUGCUACCACGGAGGGGAUUGUCGGGACAGAGAUGACUGUUUGGGAACGCAAAGCGUCCCAUUUAUUAACUAUAAAUCUUUCAAUCAUUCAAUCAAACUUUCACAUCUUUGACAUGGCGAACAGCAUUCGUGCAGAGUACAAAUAAUACAACGCUGCAAAGUAAUACAAAGUGCUCGCCUGUACGUUAUCAAAAUAACCAGCCUACCGGUAUAUGAAAAGUCAGUCUUUAAUCAUUGUGUCAUCGUCUUCCUCCUGCGUACUAAAACCACCCAAAUCCUCUUCGUCGGUGUCGGAGAAGAACAGGCCGUAAAUAAGCCGCACCCUUGUAUAAGCCGCAGGGACCAGAACGAGGGGAAAAAGUAGCGGCUUAUAGUCCGGAAAUUACGGUACAUAUGUGUCAAUACUUAGUUCUAAAUGGUUUAACUGCCUGACUUUAAAUUGCGUCAUUAUUUUCUUUGAUGUUGGAGUUCCUGUCAAUGCAGCUGUGAUGACACCAUAGAUACUAUUUCUGUUAUUCUUGGUAGCUGGGGCUCUCUGGGAAGUUUACAUCUACAGUAGGUACUGUAUUUAUUCUCCAUGCCAAAAUGUCAAAAAAGGGUAAUUAACUGCCUAAAAGGAAUAUCACAAAAGGCAGUGGAAUGUUUACUAUGCUGCAAACGUAAUGACAUUCUGCACUUUAACACGUUUUCCGUCACAUGACGUUUUUUUUUUUUUGACUGGGGUACAAGACGGGCGUACUCACAAUGCAAUAAUAGUUUUGUUGUAAUCACUUGGUUUGUCACUACCUUUAUGUUUCUAAUGCCUUACUUUACUCAAAUGCAAUAAAAGAAAUUACACCGUUUGACCUUUUUGUAUAAUCUUUU
Messenger RNA from Entelurus aequoreus (snake pipefish), 5360 nucleotides. Its product is annotated as hyaluronidase-2-like. Gene Ontology annotation, molecular function: hyalurononglucosaminidase activity; hyaluronoglucuronidase activity. Lineage: Eukaryota; Metazoa; Chordata; Actinopteri; Syngnathiformes; Syngnathidae. The record is from RefSeq and is a predicted model, not a curated record. The coding region runs from base 296 to 1696 and encodes 466 amino acids. The transcript is spliced from 4 exons. Gene Ontology annotation, biological process: hyaluronan catabolic process; carbohydrate metabolic process.